Molecule: messenger RNA, 1255 nt
Organism: Phalaenopsis equestris
Lineage: Eukaryota; Viridiplantae; Streptophyta; Magnoliopsida; Asparagales; Orchidaceae
Product: CDP-diacylglycerol--glycerol-3-phosphate 3-phosphatidyltransferase 1, chloroplastic
Exons: 8
Coding region: 1-1017 (338 amino acids)
Biological process (GO): cardiolipin biosynthetic process
Cellular component (GO): membrane; mitochondrion
Molecular function (GO): cardiolipin synthase activity
Source: RefSeq, a predicted model, not a curated record
AUGUUUAUCGUUAAAACCCUAAUCUCCCGCCUCAGAAACCACAACUGCAGAUCUUCCCUCUAUUUCCAAUCUUAUACCCACUUUUUCUGCCUCCCCUCUCCCUUUCAUCUUCCUCGUUCCAUUCCGCCCUCGACUUUCUUCAUCCCUCCUUUUCCGCGAUUCAUUUCCCGCCUCCCAUCCCCUCGAUCAAGUCUCGUCUCCCCUUUAUCCGGAUGGCCUCCCUUCCCCGUUGUACAGCCGGCUUGGAAGCUCUCGCAGUCGGCGACUCCUCUGUAUCUGCGAGGGAGGGAGGCGAUCUUCCCCUCUGAUUUGUUUCGGGAAAGGGUAUUCCCUAUUGGACUGGGAAGCAGUGCCGUUGGAGAUGUGCGGUAUGUGGAGGGGCGGAAGAAUCAUGCGGACGCCGAAAGGGUUGGUGUUGAUGAAAGAUGGUUGAAUUUACCCAACUUGAUCUCUAUCAGCAGAAUGGUUUCAGGGCCUGUCAUUGGUUGGAUGAUCAUGAAUGAGUGGUAUAUUUAUGCCUUUUGCGGAUUGAGUCUUUCUGGAGCAACUGAUUGGUUGGAUGGUUUCAUUGCCAGAAAGAUGAAUAUUAAUUCUGUGGUUGGAUCUUAUCUGGAUCCACUUGCAGAUAAGAUUCUGAUUGGUUGUGUUGCAGUUGCUAUGGUUAAAAAAGAUCUUAUAAAUUCCGGUCUCGUGGGACUUGUUAUAUUACGAGACAUUGCCCUUGUCAGCGGAGCGAUUUUCACAAGAGCAUCUAAUCUGGGUUGGCAGUGGAAAAGCUGGUCUGAUUUUGUAAAUUUGGAUGAUGCUCAUAGGGAGAAGGUGGAGCCUCUCCUCAUCAGCAAAGUCAAUACAGUCUUCCAACUUCUUUUAGUAGCUGCUGCUCUUCUGCAACCAGAACUUGGAAAUGAAGAAUCGAAGAUGUACAUAACUUAUUUGAGUUGGUUAGUUGCUUCAACAACUGCCGCUUCUUUUACGGCCUACAUAAAACAGUACCGUCUCAGGAGAGCUCUGGCUUGAAAGUAAAAUAUUAGGCUGGAGUUGCUCAUUAUCUAAUUCCAAGUCUUUUUUUAUUAAUGUUUAUGUGAUUGGGUUUUGUAUUAACCGAGAUAAUGAGAUGAAAAGCUUAUCAUCAAUGGCUUCAAGGAUUCAAGAUUUAGCAUCAUUCGUGCUUCUUUCGGUCAUUAUAAAUGAUAAAUUGAUAAUUGUUCCAAGCUAAAAUAUGCUCCACCUGUAAUGCAUACUUGUGAUAUAUGAG